Messenger RNA from Theobroma cacao (cacao), 1737 nucleotides. RefSeq names its product beta-glucosidase 44-like. Gene Ontology annotation, biological process: carbohydrate metabolic process. Gene Ontology annotation, molecular function: beta-glucosidase activity. The record is from RefSeq and is a predicted model, not a curated record. Lineage: Eukaryota; Viridiplantae; Streptophyta; Magnoliopsida; Malvales; Malvaceae.
UCUCUCUCUCUCUCUCGUUUCUCUACAGCUCUUGAAAAUGCGAGUCCAAAUGAGUUCCUUGGUUUUCUGGGUCGGCCUAGUUCUUCUUGCCCGGUACGUAGCAGGCAAUGAAGGGUCGCAAGUGCAGCCUGAGACGGUGAAGCUGGACACCGGAGGUCUGAGCAGGGAGAGUUUUCCAAAGGGUUUCGUGUUCGGAACAGCCACGUCCGCUUAUCAAGUCGAAGGCAUGGCCAGUGGUGACGGUCGUGGCCCCAGCAUUUGGGACGUCUUCGUUAAAAUUCCCGGGAUUGUUGCCAAGAAUGCCACGGGUGAAGUGUCAGUGGACCAAUAUCAUCGCUACAAGGAAGAUGUGGAUCUUAUGGCAAACCUGAAUUUUGAUGCGUACAGGUUUUCAAUCUCAUGGUCCAGGAUUUUCCCUGAUGGGACUGGGAAAGUAAAUUGGAAGGGAGUUGCAUACUACAACAGGUUGAUCGACUCCUUGCUACAAAGAGGCAUUACUCCUUAUGCUAAUCUAUAUCACUAUGAUCUUCCUGAGGCACUUGAGAAGAGAUAUAAUGGAUUGUUGAGUUACCAAGUAGUAAAAGAUUUUGCUGAUUUUGCGGACUUCUGUUUCAAGACCUUUGGAGACAGGGUGAAGAACUGGAUGACAUUCAAUGAACCGAGAGUAGUUGCUGCUCUUGGGUAUGAUAAUGGGUUCUUUGCUCCUGGAAGGUGCUCCAAAGCAUAUGGGAAUUGUACAGCAGGCAAUUCUGGAACCGAGCCUUACAUUGUUGCCCAUCAUUUGAUUUUAGCCCAUGGAGCUGCAGUGCAGAGAUACCGUUUAAAGUACCAACCAAAACAGAAGGGAAGGAUUGGAAUUCUCCUGGAUUUUGUAUGGUACGAACCUCUUACCAGGUCGAAGGCUGACAAUUAUGCGGCUCAAAGAGCAAGAGACUUUCAUGUAGGAUGGUUUAUCCACCCCAUCGUGUAUGGAGAGUACCCAAGGACAAUGCAGGAGAUUGUUGGGAAUAGGCUACCCAAGUUCACAAAAGAAGAGGUUAAGAUGGUGAAGGGAUCAAUAGAUUUUGUGGGCAUUAACCAGUACACCGCUUACUAUAUGUAUGAUCCACAUCAGUCUAAACCAAAAGUUUUAGGUUAUCAGCAAGAUUGGAAUGCUGGAUUUGCUUAUGCGAAAAGGGGAGUGCCAAUUGGUCCAAGAGCGAAUUCUAAUUGGCUCUACAAUGUACCUUGGGGGUUGUAUAAGGCUCUGAUGUACAUAAAAGAGCGUUAUGGGAAUCCUACUGUGAUUUUGUCUGAAAAUGGGAUGGAUGAUCCGGGAAAUGUGACCCUUUCCCAGGGAUUGCACGACACUACAAGGAUCAACUACUACAAGGCUUACUUAACUCAGCUGAGAAAGGCUGUUGACGGUGGGGCAAACGUAGUUGGCUACUUUGCAUGGUCAUUGCUGGACAAUUUUGAAUGGAGACUAGGCUACACUUCGAGGUUUGGCAUUGUCUACGUUGAUUUCUCGAACCUAAAGAGGUACCCUAAGAUGUCAGCCUAUUGGUUCAAGCAGCUUCUUACUCGGAAAAAGCAUUAAGCAGCCAGACUCUGUUUGAUCAUGUUUUAGUUAGUAGAGAAAGUGUUCAUGCAAGAAAUCAACUAUGGGGAGGCUAGCUCCUAUGCUUUAGUUUCGGUUCCUCCUACUGUACUUUGUCACCACCUGGCUUACGUAAUAAAAGCAUAAAUUGUGCCCAA